Molecule: messenger RNA, 2269 nt
Organism: Mesoplodon densirostris (Blainville's beaked whale)
Lineage: Eukaryota; Metazoa; Chordata; Mammalia; Artiodactyla; Ziphiidae
Gene: XKR8
Product: XK related 8
Exons: 3
Coding region: 55-1254 (399 amino acids)
Biological process (GO): phosphatidylserine exposure on apoptotic cell surface; apoptotic process involved in development; engulfment of apoptotic cell
Cellular component (GO): plasma membrane
Source: RefSeq, a predicted model, not a curated record
CCGGGAGGGCGGGUCCGAGCCCAGAAGAGAAAGCGGGGCAGAGGCUGGCGGGUCAUGCCCUGGUCGCCACGCGCCGCUCUCUUCUGGGACCUGGUCUUGGGCGUAUUGGGCGCCCUCGCCUUCCUGAUCGACCUGGGCGCCGACCUGUGGGCCGCGAGCCAGUAUGUGCUCAGCGGUCGCUACCUGUGGGCCGCGCUAGUGCUGGCGCUGUUGGGCCUCGCCUCAGUCGCGCUGCAGCUCUUCAGCUGGGUCUGGCUGCGCGCCGACCUCUCCAGCCCGCACGCGCCGAAGCCCCCAGGCCACUGCCUGGCGCUGUUGCAUGUCCUGCAGCUGGGCUACCUAUACAGGUGCGUGCAGGGGCUGCGGCAGGGGCUGCUGGUGUGGCGGCAGGACGUGCCCUCCCAGUUCGACUUGGCCUAUGCUGACUUCCUCUCCCUGGACAUCAGCAUGCUGCGGCUCUUUGAGACCUUCCUGGAGAUGACGCCGCAGCUCACACUGGUGCUGGCCAUCAUGCUGCAGAGCGGCAGCGCCGAGUACUACCAGUGGGUCAGCAUCUGCACGUCCUUUGUGGGUAUCUCGUGGGCACUGCUUGACUACCACCGGGCCCUGCGCACCUGCCUCUCCUCCAAGCCCCUCCUGGGGCUGGGUGCCUCCGUGAUCUACUUCCUGUGGAACCUGCUGCUGCUGUGGCCCCGAGUCCUGGUCGUGGCCCUGUUCUCAGCCCUCUUCCCCCGCUAUGUGGCCCUGCACUUCUUGGGCCUGUGGCUGGUGCUGCUGUUCUGGGUCUGGCUUCAGGGCACGGACUUUAUGCCAGAUCCUUGCUCCGAGUGGCUGUACCGGGCAACGGUGGCCACCAUCCUUUAUUUCUCCUGGUUCAACGUGGCUGAGGGCCGAACCCGAGGCCGUGCUACCAUCCACCUGGCGUUCCUCCUGAAUGAUAGCCUUCUGCUGGUGGUCGCCUGGGUGACUCAGAGCACCUGGCUGCCCGGCGGGUGCCUGCUGCAGAGGCUGCUGCCUGCGGCCGGCGCCUGCUUCCUCCUGGGGCUGGCUCUGCGGCUGGUCUACUACCGCUGGCUGCACCCCAGCCGCCGCUGGGAGCCUGACCAGGUGGACGGGACCUGGGGUCUGCGCUCCCUCGAGGGGCGUCAGCUGCCUCAGAACAGGCGCAUGGCCCAUUUGGCUAAGAACUUUUUCCCCAAAGGUAGGGAUGAGACUGCUUUGCCAUGGAAGGGAGAGGUGAAUGGUGUCCUUUGAGGCAGGGUCAGACCCAGCCAGGGGACUGAAUGGAAUCAGUUGGUAGAAUGUAGAAGAUAAGCUGCUUAUGCUGCUAUGGGCCUUGAUUCACUCAACGAGCACUUGAUGCCUGAUCUGUGCCAGGCGCUGGAGACCAGAGGUGAGUAAGACAGAGGCCUGCCCUCAAGGAUGAGAACAAGAUGAGAAGGGCUGGGCCCUGGAGGGUCAAGGGCCCCAAUUAUGUAUGAAACACUUUGGGAGGAAAGAAGAGACCCCCCUCUUCCCUUACCCCCAAACAAGUAUAACCCCAAAGCAUCCCAGUGUUGGUAUUUUUACCUCCCUGGCUACCUCUAAAAUAAUUGGUGGAGCUGUUGUCCCACCACUGGUUCCCCUAUCCUGGGCUGGAAGGCCCCAGGACCUCCAGGAUGUGUUCUGGAAUUCUUCCUCCCCUGCCCCACCCCAGUCAUUCCAUUCAUUCAGCAAAUGUUUACCGAGGGCCUUUUAUGUGCCAGAAGCAUCAUUCUAGCCUUGGCAGAUCAGCUGCCAUUCCAGCUUCACCUCUUACCCUCUCCAGCUGCUCCGGAACAGGCUCUCAGGCUGGAAGCCAGGGAUGCCUGACUGCCUGGCAGCCCUGGCAGCCCCUCCAAGGCCUUAGGGCAGCUGGCCUGGCCUCUGCCCCUGCUCUCUAGGGGUGACCUUUCAACCAAGUGCCUUGUGAACCUGUGGUCUGGGCCAUGGCUCAGCCCGCUGAGUAUGUUUUUGUGCUUCAGGCAGUGUACUUUCUACCUCAGUCUGUGUGGGCGUAAGAGGUGUGUGUAUCUGCGUCUCUGUAAGCGAGAGACACGUGUGUUGUCUUUGUUGAACAGUAUUAUUAGAUUAUUAUUAAAACCUCAUGAAAUCCCCUAGCCUAGUUGUGUCAUUAAAUCCACCGCCAAGUUCAAAGCCGCCUGGAAAAAAGGGGUCAGGGAUGCAAAGUCCUCUCAAAGUCGGUAAAGACCCUGGGACCAGAGAAGAGGGCUGGCUUAGGCAAGACUUC